Molecule: messenger RNA, 1455 nt
Organism: Jaculus jaculus (lesser Egyptian jerboa)
Lineage: Eukaryota; Metazoa; Chordata; Mammalia; Rodentia; Dipodidae
Gene: Mybph
Product: myosin binding protein H
Exons: 9
Coding region: 1-1455 (484 amino acids)
Molecular function (GO): protein binding
Source: RefSeq, a predicted model, not a curated record
AUGACAGGAAAAGCCACUUCCGAAGCCCCUGUCUCUGGUCCAGAAGAGACAACACCUGCCAAGGUGCCCAUCACAGAACCUUCUGGAGAGGUGGUAACAUCAGAAUCCACUGGGCAGGAGCAGGCUCAGGAGCCGCAGGAACCUGGCUCUCAGGCACUGGGCUCCACAGCCCCCACAGCCCCCGCAGCCACUAAGUCUGCACCUCCGAGUGAAGAUGUCCCUAGUGCCCCGCUGAAGCUGACUGUGGAAGAUGUGAGCCACAGCUCCUUGACUGUGAGCUGGGAGCCCCCCGAGAAACUGGGGAAGCUGGGGAUCCAAGGCUAUGUGCUGGAGUUCUGCCGAGAGGGAGCCUCAGAGUGGGUGCCUGUGAAUGCCCAGCCCAUCAUGGUGACCCAGCAGACAAUGCGGAACCUGGCUCUGGGCGACAAGUUCUUCCUGCGUGUGACUGCAGUGAGCUCUGCGGGGUCUGGCCCACCUGCUGUGCUAGACAAGCCUGUCCACAUCCAGGAGAUCAUUGAGGCCCCUAAGAUUCGGGUUCCUCGCCACCUUCGGGAGACCUACAUCCGCUUGGUGGGACAGUCAGUCAACCUGCAGAUCCCCUUCCAGGGGAAGCCCAAGCCACAGGCCUCUUGGACCCACAAUGGCCACGAGCUGGACAGCAAGAGAGUAAACGUGCGCAGUGGGGACCAGGACUCCAUCCUCUUCAUCCGCUCGGCCCAGCGCUGUGACUCGGGGCGCUACGAGCUCACCGUACGGCUGGAAGGCCUGGAAGCCAAAGCCACCAUUGACAUCUUGGUGAUUGAGAAACCUGGGCCCCCCAGCAGUAUCAAGAUACUGGAUGUUUGGGGUUGCAAUGCUGCCCUCGAGUGGACUCCACCCCAGGAUACAGGCAACACAGAGCUCCUGGGCUACACAGUGCAGAAGGCAGACAAAAAGACAGGGCAAUGGUUCACAGUGCUGGAGCGUUACCACCCCACCUCCUGCACCGUCUCCGACCUCAUCAUUGGCAACUCCUAUUCCUUCCGGGUCUUCUCAGAAAACCUGUGUGGCCUCAGUGACUCAGCCACCACCACCAAGGAGCUGGCGCACAUCCAGAAGACGGAAAUUACCGCCAAGCCUAGAGAGUUUACAGAGCGAGACUUCUCCGAAGCCCCCUCGUUCACCCAGCCCCUGGCUGACCACACCUCCACCCCUGGCUAUAGCACUCAGCUAUUCUGCAGUGUCCGAGCAUCACCCAAGCCCAAGAUCAUCUGGAUGAAAAAUAAGAUGAACAUCCAGGGAGACCCCAAGUACCGUGCUAUGUCUGAGCAAGGGAUCUGCACUCUGGAGAUUCGGAAGACCAGCCCUUUUGAUGCCGGGGUCUACACCUGCAAAGCCAUCAACGUGUUAGGGGAGGCCUCUGUGGAUUGCCGGCUGGAGGUCAAAGGUGGGAGUCUAAGGAUGUUUGCUCCCUAG